UAACGAACGGAACAAUCUGUGCACCGGGAGUGAAGUUAUACAGCUGAUUGUCAGCUUGUUUACAUUUCAUUACAUAUUUGUAAGGUUAUUUGGCUACCGAAGUUCAGUUUUCAAUCUGUUGCUGCAGUUGCAGGCAGAGCCUUACUUCCGAGUGUCGUUGAUUAUGGUGUAGACGGAGCGCUUUCUCUGAGACAGCAGGAGAGAGCGCGGGGCAGCCAUGCUGACAUUGGCCAGUAAGCUGAAGAGGGACGAGGGGGUGAAGUCUGGCCGACCUCCUGGGGGCCCCUCCGACUCCUCUCACAGGGUCUCUAUCAGGGACCGGCUGCUCAUCAAAGAAGUUGCAGAACUUGAAGCCAACCUCCCUAGUACGUGUAAAGCCAGCUUCCCUGAUGAGAACAAGCUACACCACUUUCAGCUGGCUGUCUCUCCAGAUGAAGGCUACUACCAGAGUGGAAAAUUCCAGUUUGAAAUAGACGUCCCUGAAGCCUACAACAUGGUGCCUCCCAAAGUGAAAUGCCAGACCAGAAUAUGGCACCCCAACAUCGCUGAGACAGGGGAGAUCUGUUUGAGUUUGUUGCGGGAGCACUCUAUCGACGGCACGGGCUGGGCCCCUACCAGAACGUUAAAGGAUGUAGUCUGGGGAUUGAACUCCUUGUUUACCGAUCUACUGAACUUUGAUGACCCAUUGAACAUUGACGCGGCCGAGCAUCAUCUGCGUGAUAAGGAGGAUUUCCGGAAUAAGGUUCAAGAUUACAUCAAGCGCUACACCAGGUGAUGACUGCAUCAGCUGCGCCGGCUGCCUGCACCCCCCCCCGUUUGUGACUGCGCAGCUGAACCCCGCCACCCUAAUGUCUCUUCAACCAACUAACCGCUGCCCACCGCUGACACGCCCCGACUGCAAUAAGACGUCGCUGGAGGAAAAGAAGAUGAAACCCGUUUUUACAAAGUUUGAGGAGGGACUUGUUUAUUGUCCUGAGUGGACCAGAGUAAUCAUGCGUCACAGCAGGGAUCGUCCAAUGACGGGGCCUCUCGUUGUGUCUGAGCCAAUCAGAGUGGGCGCCGGUGGCAGUGAGGACCCGGGAUUUAACCAAUCCAGUUAGCUGUUAUUUAAGAAUCGACGAAUCAAAGAGAAAGAUGAUCUGUAACAGUGUUUCUCAGUUCUAGUGCCUGCCAUGUUUGUGUUGCAAAGAAAAUGCACGCGAGCACACACACACACACACACACACACACACACACACGGAAUCCCUUCACGCACAUUGAAAAGCAAACAUACUUAACUAGCUACUCACAACACACAGCACUUGGUUGUGCACGCAAACCCACACAGAAACCCACAGCUGGAAAAACAACAUAUCUGUUAUGUCACUCAUUCCUGCCCCACCCACCCCCAUCUCAUCAGACCGCAUGUGAAUGACAAGUGCCACCGACCCAGUCAGUCCCCAUUCUAGUCAGUCCUCAUUCUAGUCAGUCAGUCCCCAUUCCAGUCAGUCAGUCCCCAUAUUGUCCAUUUCACUCUGGAAAUGUCUGCAAGACACAAACAAUAUCAGUGAUUUUUCUGUCUGAAAUGGCACCCUAAUAAGCUCAAUAGUACACUACCUUUGACAAGUGCCCUAUAUGACCUGGUCAAAAGUAGUGAGUGCAUUACAUAGGGCAGGGUUAUUCUACUCUUACCCUACGUGGGCCGAAGCCUGCUGGUUUUCUGUUCUACCUGAUAAUUAAUUUCACCCACCUGGUGUCCCAGGUCUAAAUCAGUCCUUGAUUGGAGGGUUAGAAUUUUUUUUUUAAAGCAGGGGACCUGGCUUCAAGGUCCAGAGUUCAAUAUAAGGGCCAUGGGGAAUCAUUUUAGACUAUUUUAGACACGCCCACUUCCUGUCUGUUCUGUUCACUCAUCCAGAGGGGAAACACAAUCUACCGGUGCCCCAGACGCACUGUAACACUGUCUAGAUGAAGCUCCUAGGAAAAGACUCAAGCUGUACCACAGUAUUAAGUUGUACAACCACACCUUACCCUUGACCUUAGCUGAACUCCCCUGCCCUGACCCCUGGGGAAGCCAAACAGAGGACACUCUGCCUUUGAAAGUCUCUGUCUUUCUUUCUCUUGCUCCACCCAUCUAUCCUGCUGUCUUUCCCUUGCCCCACCCCACUCAUGCGUUCUCCUCUGCCCCCAUGGAGGUAGGGGGAAUACCAGGGCGCUCUCACUCGCCGUCCUCUGUUUAGAUGUCUAAGGGAGGGCCUGUGGUCUCGCUCUCCUCUAUGUCCUCAUGUGUCUGUCCCUCUCAGUGUGUGUGUGUGUGUGUUUGAGAGGUGUGUGUGUGUGUGUGUGUGUGUGUGUGUGUGUUUGUUGCUUUGCCUGUGCUGGCUUUAUGCCUGUAUGUGUGCACAUUGGAACAUAAGAUACAGUGUCAUCACUGUAUUAAACAUUGUAUUUACGUUUGCAUGAGGCAAAGUGUAUGUGAUCAGGAGGUGGUGUAUUUUACUGUGUGCGUGCGUGCUUUCAAAUGAACAGGUGUUCAGAUUUGACUUGUUGUUAGCAUGCUCUAGUUGCUAGCCCCACACUCCUUGUUUUACUGUUCCAGCUAGCCUAGUUCCCUGUGAGGGUCUGUCCCUCACUUCAAAUCCUCCUUUUUUUUCUCAGAUUGUAUAUCAGUUUUUUAAGAUAUAUUAAAGAGGAUAUAAUAAG
This is a messenger RNA of Coregonus clupeaformis (lake whitefish), 2679 nucleotides long. RefSeq names its product NEDD8-conjugating enzyme UBE2F. The record is from RefSeq and is a predicted model, not a curated record. Bases 218 to 775 code for a protein of 185 amino acids. Lineage: Eukaryota; Metazoa; Chordata; Actinopteri; Salmoniformes; Salmonidae. The transcript has 10 exons.